This is a messenger RNA of Brugia malayi, 3612 nucleotides long. RefSeq lists its product as uncharacterized. Gene Ontology annotation, biological process: actin cytoskeleton organization; intracellular signal transduction. The coding region runs from base 1 to 3612 and encodes 1203 amino acids. The transcript is spliced from 29 exons. NCBI's taxonomy places the organism in Eukaryota, Metazoa, Nematoda, Chromadorea, Rhabditida, Onchocercidae. The record is from RefSeq and is a predicted model, not a curated record. Gene Ontology annotation, molecular function: protein binding; guanyl-nucleotide exchange factor activity.
AUGGAGAAGUCCGGAAUUACAGAGAAUGAAGCAGAUGAAUCGGAUUCCUUGUCUGAUGAAUCUAACUAUCACAAACCGUUGCGCAGAAGGAGAAGUGCAACUGUGUCACCUGCAGCAGGAACUCGUUUUAGGCAUCACUCCAAGAGCAGACGGCGUUCUGAAAUGAAUUUGAUAUCGCCCAAACAGGCUCCAUCGCUAAAACGACCUGACGAAUCACACAUGUCUCGAAGAUAUGAAGACAAAGAUAGUUUACGGAAAACAAACAGUAUGCCAAGCUUUGAGAAAACACAACAAGCACAUGUAGAGGCUAUACGCCAAUUGCUGGACUUAUUCCCGAUCUCUCCCUGUAAUCAGAGUUCAAGUGUACAUGAGGUCUGGCAGCCUCAUCGGCAGAAGUUAAUGCCGAAAAUGGACGAAACAGAAUCUGAAGAUGAUAUCAUCAAUACAGACAUCGAAGAGUUGCGUGAUGCUGCCCAAAGUAUUCAAUCAUUACAACGUGUUCUGAAGGUUCCACCGGAAUCAACGAAUAUAAACGUCGAAAUGGUUGAUAGGCGAACCGAUUGUCCAGUGGAGGGAGAUUCUAGCUCGGAAAGUCUUCGUCAAUCCGGCAUUGCGUCAAGAUUAGGUGGACAUCCGCGUGGCGUCAUCCAGUUUCUUCCAUCUGCGAAACAGACCGAAUUUUUCCCGGCAAUGGACACGUAUGACACGUAUAAUAAAAAUAAGACAAUAAACAAAAAAAGUUUGUUACGACGGAAAACUUCUCUUCCAGAAAUAUAUGACCAGGUAUGUAAUUCUAGUGGUAUUAUUGGGCCAGCAGCAAUGAACAAUACUUGCAAGAGCGGUAGGUGGUCGUUUCGUAGUGGUACUCCAAAUCUUCAGUAUUCAUCGAAAAAUGCUGAAAUCAUUGAACAAAAAUCACCUAUGGACUCACUAACUGGUGUUAGUCGGUUCUCAAAACUUCUGAAAUCAUUGCGCUCCUCCAGACAAAAUUCACCGGAACCUCAAACAUCCAACUCAUGGAAUCCUUUGAUUUAUACAAAAACUUCUAGUGGUUUAACUAAUCCAAUGAUGCAAGCUGAUUUGUUACUUUGGAGCAAACGUUCUCGGGCAUCGAUUCGAAGACAUAAUGAUGUCCGCAAUAUGGCUAUUAGGGAACUUUGCGAUACUGAAAAAACCUUUGUUGAAGACUUGGAAUAUCUUACUCAGAAGUAUAUGCGACCUUUACGACAGCCACUGGAGUGUACGUUGAUAGAUCCCAUUCUAGCUGAUAAAAUUUUCUACAAAGUUCCAGAAAUCCUAAUUCACCAUCAGCACUUUUUAGCAGCAUUGUGUGAUAGAUUAGAUGCAUUUCAAACAGAUACAAGAAUUGGUGAUGUGCUUCUUUCCCAUUUUCGAAAGCAGUCAAUGGUUGAUACAUACAUUGCAUUUGUUGAUAAUUUCAAAUUUUCUAAACAAAGUAUAAAACAAGCACGUGAGCGUCCUGCAUUCGAAAAGUAUUAUAUGCGGUGUCGACGAGAUCAUCGGAAUAAACUGGACUUGGAUUCCUUACUUAUUUCACCUAUACAGCGAGUUCCACGUUACGAAUUAAUUGUAAAGCAAAUAAUCAAGCAUACAUCAGUGGAGCAUGCUGAUUAUGAUAGCUUAUUGUUAGCUCAAAAAUAUAUCCAUGAACUGGCAACUAAAAUUAAUCGACAGAAAGAAGAAAGUGAAGAAAUGGAGCAACGACUACGUGAAAUUGAAGCCAUUGUUGAUGGCCUUGAUGAUUUGGUAACAACUGGACGGUCUUUUAACCGUUAUGAUGUCGUGACGAUUUUGGGUGCAAAGCAAAACAAACAGCGUUGUCUAUUUCUAAUGUCUGAUCAGAUUAUCGUAACAAAUGUAAGGAGAAAAUCAUCACCCUCAUUUCAUUCAUCAGAUUUCUUAGAUAACAAUCGCUUCAAGCUGCUUUUCAAGAUCUCAUUAGAUGAUGUUGUAAUUGCUAAAGAUACUUUAUCAUUACUGCAUACGGCUGAAAUGGAACUGCAAAAUGCUCAGGAAGAUAUAAACAUUGUGAAUAAAAUGACUGAAUUAUCAAAGUUACUCAAGAAACCAAAUGUUGAAUUAGCUAAUAUGUUAGACAAUCUCGAGACUGAAACGAUGCAUCGAAAACGGGUUCUUCAGGAACAAAUGACAUCAGAUCCAUUGUUAACCAUAGUGCAGCUGCAAGUCACAACAACAAAUGGUGUUGGCGUACUCGUAAUACAGUUUCCCAGUGCCGAUCGACGCGCAAUUUGGGAGAAUGCGUUGAUUAAAGCAAAGACUGCUCUAAAGAAUGAAAUGCAAAAUGAAGAAAGGCCGAAUCACCUGAAAUCAAUUGUAACACAUCGAACUCGUCCUGGGCUAAUGUUCUCUGUAGCAGCGGCAGCUUUCGGGAAGAGUGCAGAAGGAGCACCGAAUGUUUGGGUCUGCGCAUCAGAUAAAUUUUCCGGUCAAGUUACUGUCAUAAACGUAAACGGUGAACCGACUAUAGAAAGUACUACAGGCAUUGGUAAUGCAGCUAUUAUUGCAAUCUGUUCCGUACCCGCUCCAAGGAAAAAAAGGAAAUUAGCAAAGUUGGUCGACUCGUCGUUGAAAGAUUUACCCGGCUUAGAGCUUGACAGCACUUCAUCGGAAUCAGGUGAAUCGGAUUUUGAAACAGCUCGACGAAAUAUUCAAUCUACUGUUUGGAUUGGCAAUGAGGAUGGAGAAAUAUUUGUUUUCAAUCUUUUGGAUAACGUCCGAUUGAAAGCUUGUGAAAGGAUGAUCAGACUUCCGAUGCCUGUAGACGACAUCGUUUAUUUGGAAGAGAAAGUUUUCGUUUCAAUCUCAUCAAAUUCACACAUUAAACUAUUACAAUUCCAAAGAAAUAAAGAAGGCAAAUGGGAUUUAGAUAAUCCGAAAUCAGUUCAUGUAAAUUUUCGCAGACGUUUGAGACCUAUGAGUGUUGCUGCUUCAAGACUUUGUUUUGCAUCUGGCAGUUCAAUUUAUCUGUUAAAUGCUUCUACUUUGCAAAUUGAAAAACAAGCAGCAAUAAGUACAAGUGCUAUGGAGACGGUAGUUUGCAUGGCUGUACUCGGUUCAACAAUUUUUGUAGCCAUGAAUAAGUCAUCGAUUGUUAAAGUAAUCAAUGCGUUUACUUUGGAUUGCCAACAAGAGUUUAGUAUUUCACAUGUCGUCAAUAAGGCAUUGUCGAGCAGUGAAGAUAUUAUUCGCAAACAUAAGAUGGGAUGUUUGAGGAUAACAUCACUUUUAUGUUGUAACAGUCGUCUUUGGAUUGGUACUUCUGCUGGUAUCGUUAUUAACACACUCAUUCCAAAUAAUAAAAUGUUAAACUGGACACCUUCAUUAAAUGUGUGCCAAGCAGGACAUGUUGGACCUUGCAGAUUUCUGACUGCUGUAUCGGCCACAGCAACACCAUCGUUCGAUUUACGACGUCGACGAAUGUCACUUAGUGCUCCUAUAUUACAACAAACUGAACAGAUGUUCGUAGUAAGUGGUGGUGAAGGAUUCGAUAGUGGUGCUACUACACAAGUUGAGAAUGAAAAACGUGAAAUUGAUGAUGCCUUGAAUUACUUGUUGUUUUGGUCUGCUUAG